AUGUGUUCGUUGGGUCGUUGGUUAUAUCGUGGCAAGGCGUUUGCUUCGAUAUCCAGUUGCUUUCGACAGCCGACAGUUUGGGCUUCACAUAAAGCAUCGAAAGCAGCAAAACCUCUGAGUGGGCAGAUAGCUUUGGUAACCGGCGGUGCACGAGGUGUUGGUAGAGGUAUCGCAUUGCAACUUGCUGAAGCUGGUGCAACCGUAUAUAUUUCGGGACGGAAACCGGGUUCAGUCCCUCGCGUACCUACUUUGCAUGAUACUGUCAAUGAAAUUUCAAGCAAAGGUGGUAAAGCUGUUGCAAUUUAUUGCGAUCACAGUAAGGAUGAUGAAGUUAAAGAGCUAUUUGAAAAAAUUGCAAAGGCUGAAAACAAUCGAUUGGAUUUUCUGGUCAAUAAUGCCUUCUCAGGAGCCACUGCAAUGGAAAAAAAUGUUGGUAAAAAAUUCUUCGAAUGUCAGCCAUCAUUUUGGGAUGAAAUAAACAGUGUUGGUUUGCGAAACGUUUAUAUUUGUUCAGUAUUAGCAUCACGCAUGAUGGUCGCCCGUCAAAAGGGAUUGAUUGUGAAUAUCAGCUCACCGGCAGGCGUACGCUAUUUUUUCAAUGUACCCUACGGAGUGGGUAAAGCAGCAAUUGAUAAAAUGUCUGCGGAUAUGGCCGAAGAGCUAAAGGAUUAUAAAGUGGCGGUGGUAUCACUAUGGCCUGGAACAGUGAAAACUGAAAAUUCAUACGAUUGGUUGAGAUCUGGAAUGCUGAGCCAACUUACGAAAAUAUCUCAGAUCCAAUUAGAGGGUAUGAUAGAAAAAGGAGAAACUCCCGAAUUUGUUGGACGAGGCGUGGCGUGCUUGGCCUGUGAUAAUCGGGUAUUAAGGAAAACUGGAUGUAUACUUUUAACGGGUGAUCUGUGCGAUGAAUACCUGUUUCUUGAUAAUGAUGGAAAAAUCCCUUCAAAUAUGAGGAGCGUAAGCGUUGUAUUGGAUUUUUUUGGAUUCAAAGCAGUGGCGAAAUUAAUACCAAGCUUCUUGAAAAUUCCAGCCACAUUUCUUCAUUUGUCGUCUAAUAAAUUUUAUAAGCUCUAA
Molecule: messenger RNA, 1074 nt
Organism: Cercopithifilaria johnstoni
Lineage: Eukaryota; Metazoa; Nematoda; Chromadorea; Rhabditida; Onchocercidae
Source: the annotation of a GenBank genome assembly